UUCACGCGCAGAAUUAGAAUAUAUAUAUACCUUACUUCACUUUAAUAUGAAAAACCUAGCCUCAAAUCCGAAAACUCUCCUUUUGAAUCGUCUCUCUUUACGUUCGUAGUUGUCCAUGGCAUUGAAUAAUUCACGUAAAUAAAUAAAGAAUGAAAAUAACUAGAUAUAAAAAGGUGCACAAGUACCUGAGUUUCUACAUGAAUAAUUAUCAAUUUAGGCCACCGUUUCAAGUACUAAUUGAUGGAACUUUCUGCUUUGCUGCCCUUCAGGAAAAAUUUAAUAUUCAAGAUCAGCUGCCAAAAUACUUCCAACAAGAGACAAAACUACUGACUACCCCAUGUGUUAUUAUGGAAACCGAGAAACUGGGUCAGCGAACCCACGGAGCAAUGUUAAUAGUCAAAAAAUUUCCAGUGCACAGGUGCAGUCAUGAGAAGCACCCAACAACGGGUUCCAAGUGUCUCAGGUCUAUGAUAAAAAAGGGUAAUCCAUCCAGAUACAUAAUAGCAACGCAGGAUAGAGAGCUUCAGGAGAAGCUCCGUGAACUAGCAGGAACGCCUCUGCUCUACCUCCAUGGAAAGGUGCCUACCCUGGACCCUCCCUCCCAGGCCAGCAAGGACAACGCUCAGAACAGGCUCGGUCAAGUCUUUCUCAAAGAUUAUCAGAUGGAUAUCCUCAAAGAAUUGAAGCAGACCUCGGGACUCCUCCCCCAGGAUGAGACCAAAGUCAAGAAGAAAAAGAAAAAAGGCCCGAAUCCCCUCAGCUGCAAGAAGAAGCAAAAAAAGUCCACUAUCACCGUAAACUCAAAAGCAUCUGGCAAAGUCCGGAAACGAAGAAAAACUAAAAUUCCCUCACACGUCAAGAAAAUCUUAAAGACAGAAACCAAUAAAGAAUGAAUUUAAUAUAUUUUUAUCCAAC
Messenger RNA from Fopius arisanus, 915 nucleotides. Its product is annotated as rRNA-processing protein UTP23 homolog. The transcript has 3 exons. The record is from RefSeq and is a predicted model, not a curated record. NCBI's taxonomy places the organism in Eukaryota, Metazoa, Arthropoda, Insecta, Hymenoptera, Braconidae. The coding region runs from base 150 to 893 and encodes 247 amino acids. Gene Ontology annotation, molecular function: small ribosomal subunit rRNA binding. Gene Ontology annotation, cellular component: nucleolus; small-subunit processome.